GCCCGACUCUGUCAAGAGCUCUCCCAUCUCUGAAAGAACGGCUUGCAGUACCCUGAACUCAGUGAUUUCCAUUCUUGUCUGGGAUGGAUAUCUUUGGAACUCUGCUCGCCCCUUGGAAAUGCUCUGUCGACCAAUACUCGAACUAAUACAAAGCCGUGGCUGUAAGCUUAAGAGAUGAAUAACGAUCUGAAGUUGUCCUCAUCAUCCAAUUUGAAAGCGGGCUUCAAAUCCUGAAAGACGAGCAACAAGUCAUCCUUUCAUACGCCAUCAACUGCAACUAUGUGCAUCAAACACUUGCAGUUCUACAACUGCCCAGCCAGUCCGCGUCCUAAUGGCCCCAAGAGACGUCACCGUGUCAUAGCCAACAUCCUCUGCUCGCACAUCUUCCCCUGCCCGGCCCAGCAAUGGGAGAACCGCACCAGCUUCUACGUCUACAUGUGCCCCGGCUGCUCGGGCGAGACCCCCGCCGUGCCUCGAGUGACCCCUUCGCACGACGAAUGGCACCGCGACGACGUCCAGGACAGCGCCUGGGUCCAGAGUUACAUGACCGAGUACUCUCACUGCGUCCUUCUCUGGAUCCGGAGCAAAUUCCCUUCUAGCGACGUCACGAACGAGGAGAUGAGCGAGUCGUGGUUCCGGGCCUUCUUCAUGGAGCGUCGGUGCAAGGAGAACGACCAUCGCGUUGGCGUUUGCUCCUGCGAGGCCAACGGCCCGCGGGCGUUCUACUACAACCCGGCCACGGCGGCCCGCAAGUACCUCACGGAUAUGGCCGGGGAGAAGGCCGAGUCGGAUCCUCGUAUACAGAGUCCUGCCAUGCAGAACUUGUUCAGAUUCCGACAUACCGUGCUCUCUGGCUUCUGUCAAGCGCAGAAGCUCUACUUCAAGGGCGGGCUUUCUCACCAGCCUUUGUUCUCGAAUUGCCUCGUCAAGAGCCGUCGCAAGACGCUGGACGAGAAUAUCCGCGAUUAUAUGCAGCUGGCGUCGGCCCUGGUCUUGCAGAACGCAGAGUAUGGUGGCGGUUGGACUGAUGCGCAUACCCUAGAGGCGACCGCCAUGUCGAGGCGCGCCAACCUGGUCAAGUUCAUGGCAGAAGUUCUCUUGCAUGAUAACGGCAUCUCCAACAGCCGGUUCGGCCUCGCGGUGUCAGUGCUCUGCAGCAUCAUCAUGCCCCUAGUGUUUCGCGGUCCGUCGACCAUCCCGGGUCUGGAAAAGCUCGCCGAGAUUGCAAGCUCAACCAAAAAGGCGUCGUUGCCGCAUAAACCGUUCAUGUAUCUCGUCCAGUUGAUCCAGAAGUACUACCACGACCGCCGCCAAGAAUGGAACUCGGAAGUCAUCGCCUACAAGGCGAGGCGGGCCCUGAUUGACUCCGCAGCGGAGGACGUCGACGACUGGGAGGGGCCGUCGCGUCUCGAGUGUCCCGUCUGCAACAAAAAGUACUACGAUCACUCGCCCGGUGCCAUGUUCAAGCCCUUUGAUCAUGGCACUCGCGGUUGCCAUCGCGGAGAGCCGAUGUGUUUUAUUGGGAAACGAUGUCUCUUCCAGAAGUUGACGGAGAGUACUCUGCGAAAAAAGGAACCGGCGUGUCCCAAGUGCAAGAAGCUGCUGCCGAAAACGGCAUUUCGGUUGAUGGAGGCGACUGCGGGAGAGUUGCUUCUAGGGUCUGCUUGAUGAGCCAGACCGCACUGGAUUGGUCGAUCUUCUUAGGGGUGUGUUUUGAUUUCUUGAUGGAUUGACCGACAACGGGCAGUAUUGGAAGGAUGGAGUAAGGGGAAGUAUAUCUUAUGUGGAUUCGAGUCUGUUCUCGAGUAAUCUCUUCAUGAGCGGAGGAAUGAUG
Messenger RNA from Colletotrichum acutatum, 1834 nucleotides. RefSeq lists its product as uncharacterized. The record is from RefSeq and is a predicted model, not a curated record. Bases 280 to 1668 code for a protein of 462 amino acids. NCBI's taxonomy places the organism in Eukaryota, Fungi, Ascomycota, Sordariomycetes, Glomerellales, Glomerellaceae. The transcript is spliced from 2 exons.